Molecule: messenger RNA, 2432 nt
Organism: Amoebophrya sp. A25
Lineage: Eukaryota; Dinophyceae; Syndiniales; Amoebophryaceae
Source: the annotation of a GenBank genome assembly
GUUCUAAAGUUCACAUCUUGGGUACUGUUCAAAAAAGCGUCAUAGGCAACUUGUACGUUCCCAGCUUGUGGACUGAAGCUCGAGUAUCAUCUUGUUAUGGCACCACCCGAUGGACCCUCCUAGCAAUAUUGCCCACAGCUAUGACAGGCAGAAAGCUUUUUAUUCCACAUUCAUUUUCAAUCCACCCGACCGUUCGCAAUGUGCCCCAAGAGUUUUGCACAGUUGCACUAGCCUUGUUUGUUUCAGCUCGAUGCUCCUUUCACGGUACGGCUAUCAAAAACACACAUAGUCUCACUUCUCGAGCGGUUAUGUGUACUCUUCUGAUAUGAAGCUUCGUUACUUUCUCGUUAAAUCAUACGGAACUUGAAUACAAUCUUGGACUUACUUUACUAGUUAAGGCAACAUUUAGACGUCUUUAGCUUUUCGUUCUUGCUGUGAAGUGCAUGAUCUCUAACUAACAUUGUUGACCGUAACGUGAUACAGAUCUAAUGGCGUUGACUUGCAAGUCAAAAAUUCUUCUUCAAGUAAACUCAACAAUUUGUGACUCUAGUGCUAAUGGAGAAGCGUAGGACACCAGGCACGAAAAUGAUUGUCGCACAUUGCGAAGAUCGUGCGCACUGCCGUUGGCAGUCGGGGCGUUCUCGGGAUUCUGCGGCUCUGGGUAACGCUUACGCUGGUGCAUCUGCAGCUCUGGGAGUUAUGGCGUCGGCGUUUUGACUUCGCUAAUAGAUUCCAAGGUUGCAGAUCUACUUACAUACUAUAUUAGGUCCGGUCUUGAAGAGGUUCUUGCUUGAAGAGCUUUGUACGAAGAGUGCAGCAAAAGGACCCUUCGCGCCUGAGUGUCGCAAUAUAAAUGGUAGGGGAACAAGGUCGUAUUCGGUCAAACCGGCGAAAUUCAUAAAAACCAUGGGGUAAGAUAGGACUCACAAACGUUGGAAAAAAGGCUGCAAUAUCACAAAUCAUUUUGACGAGUGGGGCACGUGGAUGUGAUCAUAGAAGAAGAAUCUUGUAGUCAACCAGUCAAGUAACACAGUCUUGGGUGGUAGCAACGUGAACUACUGCCGUGUAGAUACACAUAUUGGUUUGACCGAAUGGGAUAAGAAAGGUGUGCCUGAAUAGCUGCCAGUUCAUCGACCAGAGACCGCAGCCGGGCUACCUGCAGUGGGACGCCUACUGUCGCAUGACCGCUGGCGUUGACUGGUCCCGCGAUUGCGAAAAUUUUUUUGACUGCGUGCUGGGUUGCGACAUCUCGAAGGAUGUAAUCGGCGAAGGAGUGCACGGCGGCAACCUCCAAACGAAACUGUUCAUGCUUUCGCGCAGCAACGUGAAAUCCGCAUAUAGCGAGUGCGAGCUGGAGAAAUACCGCUCGUACUGUAUGCGCAAGACCCAGGGGACGUGUCGAGAAGUGGCCUUUCAGGAAGCCUGUGAGAAUUGGAAGGCUGUGAGGGCAAACACGGUGACCCCCUGUGACGUCGAUUGUUCUGCAGCGAGCCCACGGCACCCUCAAUCAUUUCUAGUUCUGCUCACAGUUUCAGUAUUCCUGUGAGGAGUACUGCCAGCGCUCUUCCUGCUGUAGAGAACGUAACGGAAGAAUAUAGUCACGAGGAAAGAAGAGCAUACCUGAGGUCAAAUAAAGUCUCGUGCCUGGAAUAGGGAGAGAUGGGCCUUAUUGACCAAGGUUGCGGAGUGGUGAUGUCGGCGCUAGUAGAGCUUAUGUAAGUUAAACUGGUAGGGAAUGAUUGCUGUUGAUAUUAUGUAUAAAGGCUUCAUAUGAAACCUCGGCCGCGUAUGCAGCAUGAAAUAAGAGAGUGGAACAGAUCCUCCGGAGUAUAGGAUACGCGCAGGUGACUGAGGGUCAGGCGAGGGUGGUAUUCUGGCGCAUGGGGCCUGCAGAAAUGGGAGGUCCUUUCGAUACUACGAGCCUUGAAGCGGAUGAAGAGAGAGUGAUGGAUACUCUGGGCGGAGAAUUUGGGCAGACUAACUGCCGGAGGGGUUGCAAGCUAAAAUGCAUCUCGAAUGCAUUGCGUUAAGCGAAGUGUUUGAGUUCUUGGCAGCGCGGGAAGGCCAUCACGGGGUCUUUCACGAAUUUGAACCUGCGUGUUGCAGCGGCAUCUCUUUUUAGUUGUAGAGAUGGUGGAGCGGGAGAUACAAAACUUUUCGCGGAUGAAAAGGCUUGGUCAAACUCCAAGCUUGUUGGAGGGAUUCCACUCUCGUUCGUGAAGUUGUGCAGCUGCUUCUCUGCUCUUUCGAAAUCCAAAUUGCCUUAAUGAUGUGGCCCAAUUGCCUUUGUGAUCUUCAGAAGUGCCUAUGGCAAGAGCCAGUCAUUGAAAUAGUUGCCGUUGGCACGCAUGUUCAGCUUAUCGCAAUGGUCCACGACCAGAAAACCCACCACAAGGUGUCUGUGGGUAUGGUCAGAGAGACGGUGAAAGUGC